This is a messenger RNA of Brachypodium distachyon (stiff brome), 1680 nucleotides long. Its product is annotated as gibberellin 2-beta-dioxygenase 8. The record is from RefSeq and is a predicted model, not a curated record. Gene Ontology annotation, molecular function: dioxygenase activity. The coding region runs from base 368 to 1444 and encodes 358 amino acids. The transcript has 3 exons. Lineage: Eukaryota; Viridiplantae; Streptophyta; Magnoliopsida; Poales; Poaceae.
GGCUAGCGAGCUCCACCCCACCGUAUCGAUCGUAAAGGCGGCCGCCCAUGCAAAAAGCUGGCGUGCGAUCGAUCGGUCGAGUACAUGCCCGAUUGCCCGUCCACCAGCUCUUCCCCCACUGGGCAACCACUAGCAAGCAAUCCCCCCCCCGCGCGCUGCUAUAUAUAGUCCUCGCAUCCGAGAUCUUUCGACAGAAUUGAAGAGCUAGCGCCGCGAUUUGCCAUAGCCAGCAGUGGCCCAGCUAGAGCUACCUCGCUACUCCUUCCUACUAGUGUGCAGUGUGUCUGUCUGUGUGCGUGACACGACGACUGGUCCUCCAUCGAUCACAAACUACACUGCACUUACGUGUCCAUCCAUCUCCCCAACCAUGCCGGCCUUGUUCGCCGAUGGCGCCACCAGCGAUCCGCCUCUGGCGGACAGCUACCGCGCGCUCCUCCGCAGCGGCGGCAUUGCGCAUCCGCCGGAGGAGAGCUUAUCACCCGUGCUGGAGCGCGACCUGCCCAUGAUCGACAUCGAGUGCCUCAUCACCACGGGCGGCGAAGGUGGCGCGAGCUCGAUGAGGAAGAAGAAGGCGUGCGCGGACGCCAUGGCGCGCGCGGCGUCGGAGUGGGGCUUCUUCCAGGUGACGAACCACGGCGUGGGGAAGGAGCUGCUGGAGGAGAUGAGGAAGGAGCAGGCGAGGCUGUUCCGGCUGCCGUUCGAGACCAAGCGCAAGGCCGGGCUCCUCAACGGCUCCUACCGCUGGGGAAACCCGACGGCGACGUCGCUCCGGCAGCUCUCGUGGUCCGAGGCCUUCCACGUCCCGCUCGCCAGCAUCUCCGGGAGGGACUGCGACUACGGAAAGCUCAGCUCACUCAGGGGCGUGAUGCAGGAGGUGGCGGACGCGAUGUCGCGGGUGGCGGACGCGGUGGCCGGAGCGCUGGCGGAGAAGCUGGGGCAGGAGGCCGGGUCGGCGUUGUUCCCCGCGGGGUGCGACGGGACGACGUGCUUCCUGCGGCUCAACAGGUACCCGGCGUGCCCGUUCGCGCCGGACACGUUCGGCCUGGUGCCGCACACGGACAGCGACUUCCUCACCAUCCUCUGCCAGGACCAGGUCGGGGGCCUACAGCUCAUGAAGGAUUCCCGCUGGGUCGCCGUGAAGCCCCACCCCGAUGCCCUCAUUGUCAACAUCGGCGAUCUGUUUCAGGCGUGGAGCAACAACAGGUACAAGAGCGUGGAGCACAAAGUGGUGGCCAACGCCAAGGCGGAGCGCUUCUCCGUCGCCUACUUCCUGUGCCCGUCCUACGACGCGCCCGUCGGCACUUGCGGCGAGCCGUCGCCGUAUAGGUCCUUCACCUUCGGGGAGUACAGGAGGAAAGUGCAGGACGAUGUCAAGAGGACCGGCAAAAAGAUUGGUCUCCCCAACUUUCUCAAACAUCCUCCCAUAGUCGACGGCCUCAAAUGAUCAAGAUUCCAGAGCAAUCGUUCUCUGUUCUCAACGUAGAAGCGUGUGCCCGCUGUUUGGACUUGGAGGAAAUUCUCUCCUUUUCUUCUUUUAUUUUUUCUUCAUUUCAUUUCUUUUGGACCCUUUUCCGCCUAGGCGUAGGUACUAUACACGAGAUAAUGAUGUAGGCACUUAUUAUCAUCAAAUACGGCCUUUUCUUUUAGAAAAUCAAUCAAAUAUUACUAUUUUUUGCUGUA